CGAUAUCGAUAGCUCGAUACGCACUUGUCGAUGCUCUUCAGCAGUUGGCAACGCGAGCCGUGAAUUAAAUAUUUGAAACGUCCACACUGCACAAAUUUUAAUAAGAAAUACUCACAACUGUCGCAUUUUAAACGUUUUAAUCUGGUUCUAGAUGUAAAUAAGGUUGGAAACCCUAUAAAAACAGUGACCAAGAACGGAAAAAGGAGUGAGGAAUAAAAAUGGAAGACAUAUUCCACUGGUGCCGCGAGGGCAACUCGAUUCAAGUGCGCCUCUGGUUGGACGAAACGGAGCACGACAACAAUUUGGGGGACGAUCAUGGCUUCAGUCCGUUGCAUUGGGUGGCUAAGGAGGGUCACGCCAAGCUGGUGGAGACUCUGUUGCAGCGCGGAUCGCGUGUGAACGCCACCAAUAUGGGCGACGACAUCCCACUCCAUUUAGCGGCAGCACACGGCCACCGCGACGUGGUCCAGAUGUUGAUAAAAGAGCGUAGCGACGUGAAUGCGGUGAACGAGCAUGGAAACACACCCCUGCACUACGCCUGUUUCUGGGGCUAUGAUAUGAUCUGCGAGGAUCUGCUGAAUGCGGGAGCCCAGGUGGGAAUUGCAAACAAGGACGGGCACACACCUCUCGAAAAGGCCAAACCCAGUCUGGCAAAGAGGCUCCAGGAUCUUGUGGAGAAGAGCGGCAGGGAGGUUAAGGUGAUCAGCUUCAAGGAGCAAAGCUGGCAGGGCUUGAAGACGAGAUCCCGGGAUGCCACUUUGUCCCGUUUCAAGGGAAUUAGUAUGGGAGACCUAGACCUGCAUACAAAGCUCUCGGUGACGCCAUCAGGAGAAACUUGGAGAGGACGCUGGCAAAAGAACGAUGUGGUGGCCAAGAUCCUGGCUGUGCGCCAGUGUACGCCUCGUAUAUCGCGCGAUUUUAACGAGGAGUUUCCCAAGCUGCGGAUCUUUUCGCACCCAAACAUUUUGCCUAUUAUUGGAGCAUGCAAUUCGCCACCCAAUCUGGUGACCAUUAGUCAGUUCAUGCCACGUUCUUCGCUGUUCAGCCUGCUGCAUGGAGCCACUGGCGUCGUGGUGGACACCAGCCAAGCCGUAAGCUUUGCCUUGGAUGUUGCGAGAGGAAUGGCUUUCCUGCACUCGCUGGAGCGCAUUAUACCAACAUAUCACCUGAACAGUCAUCACGUGAUGAUCGACGAUGAUCUGACGGCGAGAAUCAACAUGGGCGAUGCCAAGUUCUCUUUCCAAGAGAAGGGACGCAUCUAUCAACCGGCUUGGAUGUCGCCGGAGGCUUUGCAGCGCAAGCAGGCGGAUCGAAACUGGGAGGCCUGUGACAUGUGGAGCUUUGCUAUUCUCAUUUGGGAGCUGACUACGCGCGAGGUCCCCUUCGCCGAGUGGUCGCCUAUGGAGUGCGGCAUGAAGAUUGCGUUGGAAGGUCUGCGGGUCAAGAUUCCGCCAGGCACAUCAACGCACAUGGCCAAGCUGAUUUCAAUCUGCAUGAACGAGGAUCCCGGCAAGCGGCCCAAGUUCGAUAUGGUGGUUCCCAUUCUGGAGAAGAUGCGCCGCUGAAGGGAAGGGGAAAAACUAUAAAUGCCAAGCAAAAAUGUGCCUUGAGGAACCUUAGAUUUGCCAACUAAUUGUAAUUACUACUUUGUGUUACUUUUGUCUAACUGAGUUUAACCGAAAACCGUACCGAAAUGGCAAAGCAAGUGCAGCGUUUCUGUCUAGAGCUUAUGUUUCUGUGUCUCAUUGUUGUGCGGGUGCUCGAUUAUUGACAUUUUAAGUUUAAUAACCAUUAUGAUCGUAUUUAUACAGAAAUAUAUUUGUUACUAACUAAUUCAA
This is a messenger RNA of Drosophila erecta, 1838 nucleotides long. RefSeq names its product integrin-linked protein kinase homolog pat-4 (gene Ilk). The coding region runs from base 219 to 1565 and encodes 448 amino acids. Gene Ontology annotation, biological process: protein phosphorylation; cell-matrix adhesion; substrate adhesion-dependent cell spreading. The transcript has 4 exons. The record is from RefSeq and is a predicted model, not a curated record. Gene Ontology annotation, molecular function: ATP binding; protein binding; protein kinase activity. Gene Ontology annotation, cellular component: stress fiber; focal adhesion. Lineage: Eukaryota; Metazoa; Arthropoda; Insecta; Diptera; Drosophilidae.